Debaryomyces fabryi is the source of this 396-nucleotide messenger RNA. RefSeq lists its product as uncharacterized. Lineage: Eukaryota; Fungi; Ascomycota; Pichiomycetes; Serinales; Debaryomycetaceae. The record is from RefSeq and is a predicted model, not a curated record. The transcript has a single exon. The coding region runs from base 1 to 396 and encodes 131 amino acids.
AUGUCUUCAACACCUGUAUUUUCGAAUUAUGAGACUGAAAAUAAUAAUAAGGCAUUUCAUUACUCCAGAGCUGUCAGAGUUGGACCAUGGAUCAAAUGUGCUGGUCAAGGUGGAUGGGAUAAAGAAGGAGUGAUUCCAGACGAUCACGAUAAGCAAGUACUUCUUGCUUUUGAAAAUGUUGAAAAGGCUAUCAAAGCAGCUAAGGGAAAUGGCUGGCAGGAUGUCAUUACAAUAAGAACUUAUCAUUUAGAUAUUUCUAAAUUUUCUAUUUUUGUAGAUCAGUUCAAAAAGUAUAUGCCAAAUCAUAUGCCUACAUGGACUUGUGUUGAAGUUACAAAACUAGGAGACCCAGACAUGCUUAUCGAAAUCGAAGUUGAAGCAUAUGUUACUGAGUAG